CAGAUGGCAGGUAGUGUCUUCAAGCUGGUGUGGCCAGACUUGCUCGUGUACCUCCUGCUGUAUUUUCCUGUUCAUUAAUGUACAGGUUCGGCCUCACUGAUAAUGAUAAAAGGAUCUUCGAGAAAAUCGCCGUGUCCUGUGAAUAUUUCCCGCAACGUCUUCCCAUCUCCUUUGUGUUGGGGUUCUACGUGACCAUUGUGGUGCAGCGGUGGUGGGCUCAGUACAUGCUCAUCCUUGGCCAGAUACCAUAUUGCAUCAUGGUCGCCACUACAUCAGGGCUUAUAUUUGUGGCGCAGGAUGAGCGGGGUCGCCUCCUGAGGAAGUCCUUCGCUCGAUACAUCAACCUGGCCUUCGCCCUCGCUUUCGCUAGGAUCGCUCCCCGUGUCGCUCGCCGCUUUUCUACUUACGACCAAUUUAUUGAAGGAGGGUACAUGACCUCAAAUGAGAAGGAGAUAUUCGAGAUGAUGGACAAACAGACGAGACACCACAAGAUCUGGAUGCCUCUGGUGUGGGCGAGCAUGGUGGCGGCGCAGGCGAGGCGGGAGGGGCGCUGUCCGGACGACUACGGUCUUAAAGCCAUGAUCAAAGAAAUCACCAACUUGCGGUACAACUGUGGCAAGCUUCAAGAAUACCACACCAUGAGUGUACCCCUUGUGUAUACCCAGGUGGUAACUAUGGCAACCUACUCCUACUUUGCAUUUUCCAUCUUGGGCCGACAAUUCCUGGACCCAAAACAAGGCUACGACAACCACAGCAUCGACUUCUACGUGCCUAUCUUCACAUUCCUACAGUUCAUCUUCUACAUGGGGUGGCUCAAGGUGGCUGAGUCGCUCCUCAACCCAUUCGGUGAUGAUGACGAUGAUUUUGACACCAACGACUUCCUGGAUCGCCAUCUUGAGAUCUCAUACAUGAUCGUGGAUGUCAUGCACAAAUCCUACCCGGACGUCCUGACAGAUCCGGCCAAGGAGGACACGAGUUACUUCAACGUCUCCACCACCAGCCCCGUCACCGACACUUACAACAAAGAGAAUCUCACUCAUAAGGCCAAUGUUGUCAACAGAUCCAUCAAGGGUGAGAAGUGUCCCCCUGUUAUUAAGGAUGAGCAAGGGGUGCACAACAAAAUAGUGGUUGAGAAAUCUGAGAGAGACUUCCGUCCCCAGAACAUAUCUCGACUAUGCAGUGAAACUCUGCGACGGACCAGUUACUCGCCAGUAAGACACAACGGCGACGUCCACCACACCCAAUAUGGUGAUAUUCCUGCCUCAGUAUUACGGGGACUCGACAGCUGUGCAGGAUCAGCGGGCAACGUCCCAUCGUCCCCCAUCUUCACAGUCUGCCAGGAAGCCGAGGUCACCGUCCACACCCAGAUAUAACCAGACUGCUGUUACAGUCAGCUCCAGGGACGCCACGACCAGGCUGAGCAUCCCACCCCACGACGACUCUUACUGGCAUGACCACCACGACACCCUCAACCAGGACCUUGGUAUACCCAGACCAAGAC
This is a messenger RNA of Homarus americanus (American lobster), 1501 nucleotides long. Its product is annotated as bestrophin-2-like. Gene Ontology annotation, molecular function: chloride channel activity. The record is from RefSeq and is a predicted model, not a curated record. Lineage: Eukaryota; Metazoa; Arthropoda; Malacostraca; Decapoda; Nephropidae. The transcript has 9 exons. Bases 78 to 1373 code for a protein of 431 amino acids.